AUGAGUUGCAACAUUAAGGAGACUAUCACUGUGUCUAGCAAAGGCAGGAGCAGCGGUGGCAGCUGCAUCAUUGGUGGUGGUGGUGGAGCACGGAUUUCUUCCUAUGGGAUAGGCAGCGCCAGGGGUUUCUCUGGAAGGAGCUACUGCGGUGGAGUGAAUUAUGGAGGGGGACUGAGCGUCGGUAGCUUGGCUGGUGGGAGCUAUGGAGGUGGCAACUGCUAUGGCAAUGGCCUGGGGUUUGGCCUCGGAGGAGGGGUGGUGGUCGGGGGUCUCGGGGGGGACUGCUUGCUGUCGUCCUGCGAUGAGAAGGUCACCAUGCAGAACCUCAAUGACCGCCUGGCCUCCUACCUGGACAAGGUGAAGUGCCUGGAGAAGGAGAACGCCGAGCUGGAGUGCAGGAUCAGGGAGUGGUACGCGACACAGGGCCUGUCCUGCGAGCCCCGGGACUACAGCUGCUACUACAAAGAGAUUGAGGACCUCCAGAACCAGAUUGUCUGUGCAACCAUCGAUAACAACAAGAUCAUCCUGGACAUCGAUAACAGCAGGAUGGCUGCCGAUGACUUCCGUGUGAAGUACGAGACGGAGCUGGCCCUGCGCCAGAGUGUGGAGGCCGAUAUCAACGGGCUGCGCCAGGUCCUGGACCAGCUGACGCUCUGCAGGUCUGACCUGGAGGCACAGCUGGAGUCGCUGCGGGAGGAGCUCUGCUGCCUGAAGAAGAACCACGAGGAGGAGAUGAACUGCCUGAGAAAGCAAUCGACUGGAGAUGUGAGUGUGGAGGUCAAUGCCUGCCCUGGACCAGAUCUCAGGCAGAUCUUGGAGGAUUUGAGAUGCCAGUACGAAACACUGAUAGCGCGGAACCGCAAGGAAGUCGAGGAUUGGUACGAGUGCAAGAUUGAGGAGGUGAAUCGGGAGGUUAUUACAAGCGGUCAGGAGGUGGAGACGUGCAACAACCAGGUGACUGAACUGAGGCGCCAAUUGCAAGCCCUGGAAAUCGAUCUCCAAGCUCAGCUCAGCCAGAGAAAUAAUUUGGAAUCGUCUCUGGCUGAGACCGAGUGCCAGUACAACACCCUCCUGGGUGAGCUACAGAACCAGAUCACGUGCGUGGAGCAGCAGUUGGCGGAAAUAAGGGCGGAAAUUGAGUGUCAGAACCAGGAGUACAAGACCUUACUGGACGUCAAGUGCCGCCUGGAGCAGGAGAUCCAGACCUACCGGUGCUUGUUGGAAGGAGGACAGCAGGACCUCAUUCACGGGGGAGGAAUCGGAACUGGCGGAGGGGUCAUCAGGACGAGCCACACCUACACAACCACCUCAGCUGCCCACUGCCAGCCCCAGGUCCCACCCUGCAAGACUGGAGACAUACAAGUGACCUGCAGGAGAAUUUGUGAUUAAGGAGGAACGGACUGGAAGGUGACAGGGAAACCCAGAGACAAACCCAGAACACUC
Empidonax traillii (willow flycatcher) is the source of this 1443-nucleotide messenger RNA. Its product is annotated as keratin, type I cytoskeletal 13-like. The transcript is spliced from 8 exons. Gene Ontology annotation, molecular function: structural molecule activity. The record is from RefSeq and is a predicted model, not a curated record. The coding region runs from base 1 to 1389 and encodes 462 amino acids. NCBI's taxonomy places the organism in Eukaryota, Metazoa, Chordata, Aves, Passeriformes, Tyrannidae.